Molecule: messenger RNA, 805 nt
Organism: Chilo suppressalis (striped riceborer)
Lineage: Eukaryota; Metazoa; Arthropoda; Insecta; Lepidoptera; Crambidae
Source: the annotation of a GenBank genome assembly
GGGGUUACAAAAUAAAAACCAUGGAUGGAGCAUUUUGCUACUUGUUCCAUGAUAACACCUCUUUUCCUAGUUGCCGUCACCUCGAUAGCCACCAUAGCUAAAUUCUUCGUCCAAGAUCACCACCACUUCGUGUUGGUAUUGUGUCAGCUUGACAAGUUCUGUGAGCGGCAUACUUUUUUAAUUUAAACAGUCGUAAAUAAAAUCCCACGAAAGUAUCAAAAUGAGAUGACAAAAACUAUAUCGAUUGUGUUGGCAUUAUCAUUGUUCGUAAAUGAAAUCACUAUAUUGUACAAUGCUCGUAUUCUGAAGACCAAAUACUUAUCUUCAAAUCUGGUGUUCCUUAUGGCAGUCUGUUUAGUGUUGAAAAGAGUGAAUGUAUUACCGAAAAUACUCUGGAGGAAUCUGUCUCCAAUAUGUUUCAUAAUAGAAAUAAUAACAACGCUAGUUCUCCUCGAGUGUUCACUGUUUCACAUUUGGAAGCGAGUCGAAGACUACUUACUCUACAACUCCGAUGGACUCCUGGUACAUUUAUCUGAGAACUCCGGCCUCCAGUGGUUGGUCUGUCACCUGUGUUGUGGUAGAAGCAACUGCUCCGCAAUCUUUGCUCACCUGGUACUUAAGAUGACAAGUUUUUUUGUUUUACUCGCCAGUUGUUGUUUUAUUAGUUCUAUUUAAUGUUCUUUUUAAAUAAAUCUUUUUGAUGUUGUUUUAUAAGCAAAGUCGCUUCGUGUUAUAAUUUUAAAUCGCCCAAUUGACAAAUAAUCGUAUUGCCUAACUAGUUUGAAGUAGGAGUACUCAACAGGUG